GUGGGGAAGACAAACAUGUCUUCUAGCAGCGAGAAUGAGGAUCCCAAUGUCAAUGUUAUCCCUAUGGAGAACUUUCCCAGUGAUGGGGACAUGAGUACCUGGCCUGGGGGCAAUUACAGGGAACGCUCUGACUCUCGCUGGCGGGAAUUACUUGCUGAGAAUUGGCUCAAAGAUAUGGGCACUUUUGAAGAGGGUGUCGCUCAUACCAUUGAGAAGCUGCCUGAUGGAUACUGCCUAUUCGAACGACCACGUGGGACCAAUCCUUCAAUGUUUGACCCUUUUCUCUUUGGACAUCCAAGCGGUCGGUAUUUCCAGUCACAGGUCACUUUCUUGCCCCAUUUCCUGUGUCUAGUCAAGAACGAGCUGGAUAGGUGUAAAUGCAAGCCAUGUGUUUCGAUGAAGACGAGCCAGGGGACUUCCGUGCAGGCAACUAGAAAGGCUAUGCAACCAAUCGUCAAUGAGCGUCGCCCCACCGACGCAGAGGGACCAGAUUACUGGAGAAUCUUGGUUAUGAAACUGAAAGAUAAGAGGAAGCUUGAUGAAAAUAUUGAGCAGCGAUUCAAUCUCGACUGGGUGUUGACUCACGAAUGGCUUUCUGAUUACUUCAUGAAACUGGUUCUGGAUCCCGCUUAUGUCCCUCGUCGUGGUGAGCUUGUUCUCUGGAUCUGGCAGGGUCUUGAAGACGGAUGUUUAUUGCUCAACCCCGAGACUGGCUUAAUUGAAAUAUUCGGCAACGACAACAAGUGGCACGGCGUGCCCAACUGGCGUGCCGGUGUGGUGACCCAAACCCCCGAGGAAGAAGGGCAUAUGGUGAAUAUCAUUGAAACUCCCGAUAGUCCACGCGGACUAAGCUACUCUGGUUUCCGUGUUGAGACUCUACCAGAUCCGCUGGGCAAUGACAAGUCUUACUCGGUGCAAUACGCCUAUGUUCCGUUGCGUAACAUCAAACCUUUUAACACAUGGCAGGCCUACCUCAAUGGGCAAAAGCGAGAAGACAUGCACCCGUCCAUUGAGAAUGCUAUGACUGUGAUGUCUUCCUGGAGCAUGGUCCAUAAGUUUCACGUUGUUGGCGAAUGGCCUGAUGCCAGGAUCCACUGCAAGGGAAUCUUCAUUGGAGCCGAACUCCUUGCCGUACACGACACCGUCCGUCUAAGGCCACAUAAAUUCCAUCACAGCCAGCUCAGAAACGGAACAGUCGGCGAAGUGACGGAGGUGAUGGUAAUCGAAAAAAUCCAACUCUGCCUUUCGAGGUGCACCGACGAUGACCAGGAGCAGCUAGCAGACCACUACACAGCCCUAAUCUCCGGUAAGAUGUUCACAAAGGACCCAAGUCGCAUCACCCAAGAGGGCCCAUUCAAAGGUACAAACCCAGUACCAUCCACCGAGGCAGCAACCGAACCUAUCUCCCUCACCGCGGAAGAAGCAACCGCUACCUUCCGUCAGGUCAGCAUGAACGACUAUGGUCCCUGGUACCGCAUGGCCAAUGGCAGGACCUGUAACGUCUCUCCGCACCUAAUCGUCGGUCGCUGCUACGAACCGCUCGCGGCAGAGCUCAUGUUCGGCACCCACAGCUUGGGUUACGACCUCUCCGGCGUGAUGGAAGGCCGUGCGUACUCCUCACAAGUCGAUACCCGUAUGCCCAAAAACAACACGUGGUUCUGGGGCGAUUGCCGGGUAGAAACGCUCGGGCUGACAGAGAUCAACGGCGUGGAAUGCGGUCGUACGGCGGCGCAGCGCAAAGACCCGCGCAAGUGGCAGGCGAUUAUCAAAAUGUCGCAUGGCGAAGUCAGUCACGCUCUCCGACACCAGGCGCAAAUUCCUUCUUCGGGCGGUCGGCCCUUCAAGUCUUCGUCUUCGUCUUCCGCUCCGAAAGGUACUAGCUCACGGCCGAAGACUGGUCUUGCGCAGGUUGCGCGGAACAGUAAAUUAGUCAGCUCUGCUAUUGGCAGUGCACCGGAGACUGAGGAUGAAUCCUUUGAUGAUGCCAAUGGAUUGACUGAUGAUCAAGUUUCUGGUGGUGUCUCCGGACUGGGGCUUCGGGGCGGUCCUUCUUCUGGGGAUGAUACUGCGGAGGACUAUCCGUUUGCGUAG
Penicillium robsamsonii is the source of this 2091-nucleotide messenger RNA. RefSeq lists its product as uncharacterized. The transcript is spliced from 4 exons. Lineage: Eukaryota; Fungi; Ascomycota; Eurotiomycetes; Eurotiales; Aspergillaceae. Gene Ontology annotation, biological process: silent mating-type cassette heterochromatin formation. Gene Ontology annotation, cellular component: SHREC complex; rDNA heterochromatin. The annotation marks the transcript as partial. The record is from RefSeq and is a predicted model, not a curated record.